AAGCACUUCACGGGGCGGAAGCUGGAGGUCUUCGGGGACUGGGACAACCUCCAAGGCCGAGGCUUCAUGAACCGGGUGACCUCUGUGCGCGUGGAGAGCGGGGCCUGGGUCUGCUUCGAUCACCCCGACUUCCGGGGCCAGCAGUUCGUUCUGGAGCACGGCGACUACCCCGACUUCUACCGCUGGAGCAGACACGACGACCACAUGGGCUCCUGUCGGCCUGUUGGAAUGCACGGGGAGCAUUUCCGCCUAGAAAUCUUCGAGGGCUGCAACUUCACGGGCCAGUGCCUGGAGUUCAAGGACGACUGUCCCUUCCUUCAGAGUCAGGGCUGGGCCAAGAACUGGGUCAACGCCAUCAAGGUGUACGGGGACGGAACGUGGGUCCUGUACGAGGAGCCCAACUACCGCGGCCGCAUGUACCUGGUGGAGCGGGGCGACUUCCGCAGCUUCUCCGACUGGGGGGCCCCCAGCGCGCGCGUCCAGUCCCUCCGCCGCGUGGCCAACUUCUUCCAACCGCCCGCCCGCCGCUGUCCGGCUGCGACCAGGAGCGGCCCCGAGAGAGGGACCGUCCCCGCAGCCGCCCGGGACUCGGACCGUGCGAAAUAA
Messenger RNA from Physeter macrocephalus (sperm whale), 606 nucleotides. RefSeq names its product crystallin gamma N (gene CRYGN). The coding region runs from base 67 to 606 and encodes 179 amino acids. The record is from RefSeq and is a predicted model, not a curated record. Lineage: Eukaryota; Metazoa; Chordata; Mammalia; Artiodactyla; Physeteridae. The transcript is spliced from 3 exons. Gene Ontology annotation, molecular function: structural constituent of eye lens. Gene Ontology annotation, biological process: lens development in camera-type eye; visual perception.